Molecule: messenger RNA, 519 nt
Organism: Babjeviella inositovora NRRL Y-12698
Lineage: Eukaryota; Fungi; Ascomycota; Pichiomycetes; Serinales
Gene: SPC2
Product: signal peptidase complex subunit
Exons: 2
Coding region: 1-519 (172 amino acids)
Biological process (GO): protein targeting to ER
Cellular component (GO): signal peptidase complex; membrane
Source: RefSeq, a predicted model, not a curated record
AUGGUUGCUACUAAGGUUAAUUUGAGCUCUACGAAUGAGUUGAGAAACGUGGUCGACGACAGAUUGCCCGAGGUGAUGGGCCACAUUGGCUACGAACAGGACUUCAGCAUUGUGGACCGGAAGUUAGCCGUUGGUUAUGUAACGGGUAUCAUGGCUGCCGCGGUGUUCUUGCUUGACAAGAAGUUAGGGUUCAAGGCUUCGUACAACUAUGUGGUGUUGCUUUUGGCGCUAUACAGUGUUGGUAUGGCAUAUUUCUACUACUUCACGUCUACGGUCGAAAAGUCCAUCAAGUAUGUGGGCUACGACAAGAAAGAGGCCAAAGACAAGGUGACUAUCUCGACCGAGGUCAAGGACAAGUACGAACCAGUCUUGACCAUCGAGGUUAACUUGAAUGACAAGAGUGUCAAGCAAGACGUCCACUUCAACAAGUUCUUUAACGAAACCGGAUACUUGGAAGUCGUCCCUGUCAUUGACUACUUCAAGUUGCAGUUAUCCACCUUAGACAGCAAGGCUGACUAG